CACGUGCGUGUGAGCUGUCAGACAAAAACUCGUUAGUCAGUGCGGACUUUGGACAGAGUGUGGAGACGUAAUUUGCUGAUUUGUCCUUCAGACGGCAUAUAAAUUGGACACUGAAACUGAAAAAUAAUUUACACUGAUAUAUCGCUGAAACAGUAACAAUAUACAUUGGAACUACAUGUACAGACAAGCACUGAAUAUGGAACAAGAGCAGAUAGCCAAUGAGCAGUUUAUAAAUCGUCUUGGUAGCCUCCCUGUUGUAAGCUCAGCAUGGAGUCAAGCCUGUGACAUCUAUGCCAAGACAAAGGACUGUAAUUCAAUACUGAGAGCAACAUGUAACAUGGCCGAGGGUGGUGUCCAGACUGUUGUGUCUACAGCUAAACCUUACGUUGAGAAAUACCAGCCUCACAUUGAGAAAGUAAAUGCCUAUGCUUGUGAGAAGCUGGCACUGUUUGAGGAGCAGUAUCCUGUGAUCACUAAACCAACUGACGAGGUCCUCAAGGAGGGUAAAGAGAAAUGUGCCAAUGUGCUCAAACCUGUCACUGACCGAGUAACUGCUGUAAAAGACUCGUACCAUGGUAUCGUCAACAAAGGACAAGAAACAUAUGAUGCAACUAAAGGCAAGGUUGAAGCUGUUAAAGACUACGGUGUGACAACAAUUAGCAGGACCCUGGAAUCACCUCUUGGAAAGUUUGCCAUGGAGAAGGUGAAUGAGGCCCUGACCGUGUCUGAGGAUUACGUAGAGAAGUACCUGCCGCCAACAGAGGAGGAGCUUGCAGAGGAGAAAAAAGCUCCCUUGGAAGUUGAUGAAGUUGGUACACUGACCAGAGUUACUUCCCUUAGUACAAAGCUUCGACAGAGGAUGUACAAGAGAGCAAUGAAAGACCUCAAAGGCGUACAAAUGAGAAGCAAGGAAAAAUUGGAGGGGCUCAACUUUACUGUUGACUUGAUCAAGUAUGCAAAGUCUGGUGCUGGUGAAGUGAAGGACACAUUGGAGGAGAAGUAUGAGAUAGCACAGACAAAAAUGGCCGAAUAUUGGGAGAAGAUAAACGAAGAAAAUGAUACAGAUGAUGAAGAAGUACCAGUAACGUUGGAAGGGAAAACUAUUGUUGUUGCUAGGCGACUGACACGACAAGUGAAACAAAGCAUGACCACCGUAUCCGGAUAUCUGCCCACCCGCCUUCAACCCACCGUUGUUCGUGAAAGAAUGGAAAAUGCUCUCAAAUAUACAGAGGAACUAUACCAGGCAUUUAAGGAAGCACAAGGGUUUGAUGAUCUGCCAAACUGGUUACUGACACAGGCCAAGGAAAAAAUGUUGUACGUCCAGGAAACCGUGUCAUUUCUCACUGAAACGUUCCUUGUGGCACCAAUCAGUUGGAUGGUGUCCAAACGUAGUUUAGAGCCCACCCCUGGGAUGCCACGCCCUGAAUCCGAUAGUGGGGACGUUGAAAUGGAGCCGAUCAACCGGGAUAAAGAAGAGGAGGAAUAAUUGACUGUGCACUGACUUUAUAAACUACCAGUAUUCACUGCAGAUACUCUAACUUUCUGAAGAGAGAACUUUGUGUUAUAUAAAAAAAAUCAAAAGCGUAGUAUGUUUUGUUUGUUGUAACACUAGUUGUAUUUGUGAUAUUAAAUUGUGCCUAAAAUAUUUUUUCUGUCAAGUUGUCAAACAAAAUGAAUGUAGCAUGGGUCAUAUCCUGUGCAUAGAAAUAUUUUAAUACACUCUUCUUUUACUAACAUUCUUAUAUCAAUUGUCUCUAUUUAAGAUGCCACUUUUGGCUGUUUAGCAACUUUUGCAUCAUUAAACACAGAAAUUUAAUGAGCAAAUAUUUGGAAAAUGACAAAUCUCUCCUCCAAUCAUAAAAGCCAAAUUUGGUAAUUUGAUUUAAAACCAGUCAUCAGAAUUUCAAUUUCAGCAUUUUAAAUAUUUCAAUGUUAAUUUAAAAUUUUGCUGUGGAUAUUGGCAUUACUUGAGAAAAUUGAAUUUUGUUUUUCCUGAUUUUUUUUUAAUGGUUUGUCAUCUUAAAUAGAGACAUGCUAAAAAAAUCAGUGAAUGUUCAUGUAGCAAUUUGGAAUUGGAAAAACAAAGUUUUAUAGAAACAUUAUUCGAUUUUGAUAUCGGAGUACUUGUGUUAUGAAAUAUUACUGGUAUAUAAUUUUGAUAAAGUGCUUUAUUACACUGCAUAUGUUUCAGUGUUGUUUAAUGUCUGUGUUUUCAGUGGUGCUUGAAAUAAAACUUGUGCCUGCAUAAUGUUUAUUUAAAAUAAUUGAUUUUUGUUGAAAACAAUGUCUUGAGAAAUGUGUUUCUAAUGGAAUGUUUCCAAUGAUACCAAAAACUAGUAGAAAAAUAUGCAUUGAAAUUAGCAUGAACAAAAAGUCUUCAUAAAAAUACAGAAAUGUGUGCAUAAGUAUAGAACAUCUUAACAUUAAAGUGAAAAUAGUUGCAUGGUUCUAGAUUUUCAAAUUAAAAUAAGUUAAAAAAAAAACAAAAAAACAGCUUACAAUAACCAACCUCUGUUUUGGACUAGUUUUAUGUAAUAAACAAAUGUCAACUGUA
Molecule: messenger RNA, 2554 nt
Organism: Mercenaria mercenaria
Lineage: Eukaryota; Metazoa; Mollusca; Bivalvia; Venerida; Veneridae
Product: perilipin-2-like
Exons: 9
Coding region: 176-1486 (436 amino acids)
Biological process (GO): positive regulation of triglyceride storage; lipid storage
Cellular component (GO): lipid droplet; cytosol
Source: RefSeq, a predicted model, not a curated record